GCUUUUAUUUCGAUUUGAAUGAUUCCAUGCCAUCACUCGUCUGUGUCAAUUGCAAUCAAUUUCAACUAAUAGAGUUAUCUGUGUAUAUAUUUAGAUAUAUAGUAUUGGUCGCUUUUUUUCCAUUUUAUUCUAAAAAUUUUGCGUAAGCAAUACAUAAAAUGAAAUUUUAAAUAAGUUAUAACUCUCGGCGUCAAUGAUCGUUGGUGUAUUUUAAAAAUAAAUUUCACUGCCAAUCGAGUGCGGUCGGUGUUUUGAGUCAAAUACUUUUGACACUGAUACUGUGUUUGCGUGAUUUCAACAGAGAUAAUAAGAUUUAUUGAAUACACACGAUUUGACGCAAGAGAAUAAAAUUGAUUCGCCAAAAUGGAAGAGGAUGCCAGUGAUAUUAUUCCGGAAAUUCUGGAAAAUCGACAAUUGAUAUUCUGUUCGAAUCCAAAUGAGAAGGAAUUAGGUUCAGAUCAACGAUCAUCAUAUCAAGCAGAAUCUCAAAAAAGUGAACCAUAUAAAAGUAGUAUCAAAUUUGGUACCGCUUUACCGCAGAUACUAGCAUCAUGUGCAGCAUAUUCAAUUACAAUUCAAGCGGGCGUAAAUAUGUCUUACUCGGCCAUCCUAGUUGCACAACUGAAUCAAACAGACAGCAAUAUCCAUAUAAAUAGAUCAGAAGCGACUUGGAUCGCUAGUUUAGUGGCAAUAUGCCUUCCUUUGGGCUCUCUAAUUGUGGGCCCGUUGAUGGAUCGGUUUGGCAGACGAUAUAUUGCACUUUCAACAAGUAUUCCCAUCUUCAUCGGCUGGAUUUUGAUGUAUUUUGCCAACAAUGUAACAUUUAUUUAUGCAGCUAGAAUAAUUAGCGGUAUAAGCGCCGGUUUAACAACAGUAUCGUUGAUUUAUGUGAGUGAAAUUGCACAUCCGAAGCUACGUCCAAUGCUACUUGGUCUAAACAGUGUAUUUGUGUCGUUGGGAAUUUUGUUGAUUGGUUUAUUCGGCUUAUUUUUCAAUUGGCAAACAAUUGCUCUGAUUUUUUGCGCAAUCACCAUGUUUACGUUCAUUUUAAUGUUACGCAUUCCUGAGAGUCCAUAUUGGUUGGCUGCAUUCCAACAGGAUCGAAACGGUGACGUUGAAUCAUCACUAAAAUGGAUUUAUAAAUCGAAUAAGAGAUGUCAAUACGAAAUGGAAUUAAUACAAAAGAAUGUUACGCAAUCUCAAUCAAAUAGGUUAUCAACAGAUUCUGGCAGUAAAAUAUCGUGGCUUACACAUUUACAAAAGCCAAAAGUGUAUAAGCCAUUUUUUCUGCUGAGCGCACUGUUUUUCUUCCAACAAAUCUCCGGACCCUAUGUAAUAAUAUUCUAUGCAAUUGAUCUGUUUGUAAAAAUUGGCGGCAAAUUCGGUGACAUAAAUGAAUAUGGUGCCAUGCUUAUGUUGGGUGUGGUGCGUUUUGUAAUGGCUAUUUUGUGUGCAUUCUUCUCCAAACACAUUGGCCGACGAAAAUUUCUAUUGUUUUCGGGUUUGGGCAUGACAUUCUGUACAUUUUGUGCGGCCAUUUACAUUCACUACCAAAAUACAUCAAAUAAAAGUGAUUUUAUAUUGUUGAUCUGUGUGCUUGGCUACGUGUGUUUCAGCUCUUUAGGCGUUAUGGUUAUUCCAUGGACUUUGAUCGGCGAAUUACUUCCCAUAGAGGUAAAAGGAAAACUUGGCGGAUUGAUCAUGUCCAUCGCAUAUAUUUUAAUGUUCAGUGUAGUAAAAGUGUUUCCAUACAUCAUGGACUACUUGGGCGUGCAACAAAUAUUCUAUUUGUUCGCUUUGAAUAGUUUUAUUGGUGUUUUAUUUACUUAUGUCUUCUUGCCUGAAACGUUGGGCAAAAGCUUCAAAGAAAUUGAAAUGUUUUUCGUAAAAACCGAAGAAGAAGCGACUGAAUAAAAAAACUGAUUACAAGCUGAUA
Contarinia nasturtii (swede midge) is the source of this 1936-nucleotide messenger RNA. Its product is annotated as facilitated trehalose transporter Tret1-like. The record is from RefSeq and is a predicted model, not a curated record. Gene Ontology annotation, cellular component: membrane. The transcript has 7 exons. Gene Ontology annotation, biological process: transmembrane transport. The coding region runs from base 364 to 1914 and encodes 516 amino acids. Gene Ontology annotation, molecular function: transmembrane transporter activity. Lineage: Eukaryota; Metazoa; Arthropoda; Insecta; Diptera; Cecidomyiidae.